This is a messenger RNA of Carassius auratus (goldfish), 1655 nucleotides long. Its product is annotated as interferon-induced GTP-binding protein Mx-like. NCBI's taxonomy places the organism in Eukaryota, Metazoa, Chordata, Actinopteri, Cypriniformes, Cyprinidae. Gene Ontology annotation, molecular function: GTP binding; microtubule binding; GTPase activity. Gene Ontology annotation, cellular component: nucleus; microtubule; synapse. Gene Ontology annotation, biological process: synaptic vesicle budding from presynaptic endocytic zone membrane; defense response to virus; receptor internalization. The record is from RefSeq and is a predicted model, not a curated record.
UGGCCACUUCAGGCACAGUCAGUAAAAUGUCCAGUUCAGGUUUGCUUUCAACUGCAGACCAAAGUGAUGAAGAUGGUGAUAGUUCUCAAAAUGAAAGUCAGAAAAUGAUGGGAGCGGUUCACAGUCAUUUAGAAGAGCACAUUCGUCCAUGCAUUGAUCUGAUUGACACUCUGAGGUCAGAUGGCAUCCAUAAAGACUUGGCAUUACCGACUAUUGUAGUAAUUGGAGACCAGAGUUCUGGAAAAAGUUCUGUGUUGGAAGCACUGUCUGGAAUUGGACUUCCAAGAGGCAAUGGAAUUGUAACCAGAUGUCCAUUAGAGUUGAGGCUGAAGAAGGUACCAGGAGUCAACUGGAAGGCUGUUUUAACGUACGAUAAGAAGACUGAUGAAUCUAAGAAAAUUGAAUUUUCAGAUCCUUCACUUGUUGGAGAACAUGUCGCAGCAGCCCAGAAUGAGCUGGCAGGAAAAGGGGUAGGAAUAUGUGAUGAGCUCAUUACAUUAGAGAUCAUGUCACCAGAUGUAUGUGACCUCACAUUGAUCGAUCUGCCUGGAAUUGCCAGAGUCCCAGUAGAAGGACAACCAGAGGAUAUUGGAAAACUGAUCAAACAUCUGAUUAUGAAAUAUAUUAAGAAACCUGAGACUAUAAACCUGGUUGUGGUCCCUUGUAAUAUUGACAUUGCAACAACAGAAGCCUUAAAAAUGGCACAAGAAGUUGAUCCUGAGGGCAAAAGAACAGUCGCCAUUUUGACCAAACCAGACCUCAUAGACAAGGGAACAGAGGAACGCAUUCUGGCCAUUGUCCAGAACAAAGUGAUUCCUCUCCGCAAAGGUUACAUCAUGGUGAAGUGUAGAGGACAACAGCAGAUCAAUGAUGAAAUUCCUCUGGAGGAGGCAGCACAAAUGGAGAGAGAUUUCUUCCAAAACCAUGACUAUUUCAGAUGCCUCUUGAAAGAGGAUAAAGCAACUAUUAAAAAUCUUGCCGUCCAACUAACUCAGGAUCUUGUUGAUCAUAUCAAAAAAUCAUUGCCACAGCUCCAUGAGCAGAUAAAUAAGCAGUUGUGGAGUGUGAAGAGAGCACUUAAGGACUGUGAGAUUGGACCACCAGAAGACCCUGAGGGAGCCAAGGAUUUCCUUAUUAAAACAUUAAAUGGAUUUAAUGAGAAAAUCAAGUCUCUGUCAUCAGAAGAGAUGAUAACUGAGAACAAUAUGUUUGCCCAGCUUCGUGCUGAAUUCAAGAAGUGGAAUGAUUAUCUUAACAGUACAAAGACACCCUUUAACAAUUCAAAUGAGUUAAGCAAGAAUUACAGAGGGAUGGAACUGCCUGGUUUCAUGAACUACAGAUUCUUUAAGAAGAUAAUGCAGGACCAUGUGGCCAAACUUAAGGAUCCAGCCAUUGAUUUACUCAAUGCCAUAAAAGACAUCAUCAUUAAGCAAUUCACGGACGUGGUGAGUGAGUGCUUCCAGAACUAUCAUGUCCUUCAAAACAUCACUAAGGACAAAAUCAACAACAUUCAGUUAACCCAACUAGAAAAGGCAGAGCAGAGGAUCGCAGAGCAGUUUGAAAUGGAAAACAGGAUCUACACUCAAGAUCCCAUUUUCCUGAAGACCUUGAGUGAGAUUACAAAUGAGACUUUUUAAAAGGAGUUACCUGUCUUU